CUAAAAUCAUAUCCACGAAUUUUAGGGCUAGGGUUGAGCUAUGGCGGACUUCCCGAUCAUCUGCGAGACGUGCCCGGGGGAUAAUCCCUAUGUUCGCAUGGAGUCGUCCUUUGGUAAAGUCCGGCCGAAUGACAUGAUCCUCAAGCUCCAGAGGACGAGCCCAUACUACAAGCGCAACCGAGCACACGUUUGCAGCUUCUUUGUCCGCGGUGGAUGCCAAAGAGGCUCUCACACUAUGGGUUGAAUGAUCCCGUUGCUGCAAAGCUCCUGAAAAAGGCCGAGGAGAUGUCGACGCUCACUCCUCCCGACGAUGCCACCGUGAGGACGCUCUACGUUGGUGGCCUCGACGAGAGAGUCACCACCGAGGAUCUCAAAGACAACUUUUACUCGUAUGGAAAGAUCGAAUCGCUCCGGCUCGUCCCGCAGAGGGCCUGCGCCUUCAUCACUUACACCACGCGUGAGGACGCCGAGAAAGCUGCCGAGGACCUAAGCUUCAAGCACCAAAGUCGGACUUGAGUGGCGGAGCUCAGGAGGAGCAGAGAGAGCACGACUAAACUUCUAAAAGUGAACCUUGCCACAGCUGUAAUGCAAGAGUAAUUUAGGAAUUAAAGGGAAAGGACAAGACCAUAAACAAACAUAAAAUGAUUCCAUUUGACGCU
Selaginella moellendorffii is the source of this 659-nucleotide messenger RNA. Its product is annotated as zinc finger CCCH domain-containing protein 49. The transcript is spliced from 3 exons. Gene Ontology annotation, molecular function: pre-mRNA binding; U6 snRNA binding. Gene Ontology annotation, cellular component: U2-type catalytic step 2 spliceosome; U2-type catalytic step 1 spliceosome; Prp19 complex. The record is from RefSeq and is a predicted model, not a curated record. NCBI's taxonomy places the organism in Eukaryota, Viridiplantae, Streptophyta, Lycopodiopsida, Selaginellales, Selaginellaceae. Bases 214 to 516 code for a protein of 100 amino acids.